This is a messenger RNA of Fukomys damarensis (Damara mole-rat), 4598 nucleotides long. It is a transcript of the gene Tafa2, whose product is annotated as TAFA chemokine like family member 2. The transcript has 7 exons. The record is from RefSeq and is a predicted model, not a curated record. The coding region runs from base 1543 to 2064 and encodes 173 amino acids. Gene Ontology annotation, molecular function: receptor ligand activity. Lineage: Eukaryota; Metazoa; Chordata; Mammalia; Rodentia; Bathyergidae.
CAUAUUAUUAAAGCAACAGCAAGGUUUUGGGUCCAGGAUAGUUUAAGAACAAACUUUUCGAUAUCAAGGAAAAGGAUAUAUCCAGGGAAUAAGACCAAGAUUGCCCAUCUUACAUCAUUUACCAUGGAGCAGACCUCAGUGUUCACAAGAGAGGAAGAUGCCUACAGACCUGGGCUCAACAUGAGACCGCUGUUUGCUCUCAGCAACAGAACUGGCGGUUGGAGAGAGAGAGAUAGAGGGGAGGCGACGUAGCCUGGUCCAGCCAGCCCAUUUUGCUGCUUAACUCCGCCCGGAGUGCCAGCACCUAUUCUCUCCUUGCGUCUGUGCACAGGGGCCAGUCGCUUCGUACUCUCCGGACAGCUAGCUUGGGUGGAACAGGGGUCUAGUGUGGAACGAGGGGGCUGUCUUUUACGGCAACUUUCUAAAGAUCACCCCUAGUGUAUUUGGACAGUACAUGGCCUUGGGGGUGGUGACGCCGCCACAGGCUCUGAUUGCUUUUGGUUUACUGCUGUUUCCUCUGGUGGUCGGGAUUUGUUUCCAGGAGCCCCUCUCCCCAUUUCUUCUUUCUCGCCUCCCUCUUGUGUAGAAGGGACCCGAGCGACACCUGCUCGCUUGUAUCCGAGGUCGGGACUGGCCUCUCCUCGGUGGUGAGGGAGGGCCCAGCAGAGGGUUUCCCUUCCUUCCAGCACAGGCUGCCCGGUGGGGCGGCGGGGGUGGGCUGCGUGGGGCUCUGCCUGCGGUGCUGCAGCUGGCCGGGAGUUGUUGCUAAGUGGACCAGCGUUGUUGGCUCAAAGUCUCGGAGAGGGCAGCAGCGGGACCUGCCUACGACCUGCGGAUCAGGGGCACCGAGCCCAAGGAACGCGGGAGUCUAGUGGGGGGGGCCCUGGCUGAGCCCGGAGCCUCCUCUCCUUUCUGCCCCGAGCAUCCCCAGGAACUACUUCUCAUUGGAGAUCCGCAACCUGCGAGAGCCGGGAACUGGAAGUGCGAGGCGAGGCCGCUGCCCUGAAGGUGAAUCCUUCCGUCCAAUUGCCUCUCCCCGGGGAGCCAGGAGGGCGGGCGAGCCGGAGCGGAGGAUGUGCGAGCGCGCGCGUGUGUGAACCGGAGACGACGCCAGGCGAGAGGAAAAGUCUUCACUCGGGGUUAAAAGCAAACAAAUCAGAGAUGGAAUAAGAGAGGUAAUUGCAGCGAGCCCGCCUUGAUUUUCGCAGUCGGGGAGCGGAGCGCAUCCGGUGAGGACGCGGGCGGCCGCGAUCGCUGCCAAGGGCUGCGGGACCCCGGCUUUCUCCUCAGCAAACAGAUCUUUUGAUUACUUUGACACUGUGGGGUAAAGAGGAGGGAAGAGACCCCGCACUGGUGGAGACCGUCUACAGGCUUCAGAGAGCUUCCAGUUUGGAUGUGAAGAGAUUCCUGAGCCCUCAUUGCCAUCGGAGGUGAAAGCACACACAGACACACACACGCGCGCCCACACACACGCACGCUCAGGGUCACACUCACGCCCUCCCCGAGCACACACCGCCAGACUCCGGUUCCCUAUGCCCCUGGAUGGUGACGGCGGAUUGGCAUCUUGGAAACGAUGCAAGAGCGAUAAGGCUGGCGCCGGCCCGCGGAAGCUGCAGGGACCUCGCUAGGUGUUGCCGCCACCGGGAAGCCCGGCUGCAGGUAGGCAGGAUGAGUAAGAGAUACUUACAGAAAGCAACAAAAGGAAAACUGCUAAUAAUAAUAUUUAUUGUAACCUUGUGGGGAAGAGUUGUAUCCAGUGCAAACCAUCAUAAAGCUCACCAUGUCAAAACGGGAACUUGCGAGGUGGUGGCACUCCACAGAUGCUGUAAUAAGAACAAGAUAGAGGAACGGUCACAAACGGUCAAGUGUUCCUGCUUCCCUGGGCAGGUGGCUGGCACCACAAGAGCUGCUCCCUCUUGCGUGGAUGCUUCCAUAGUGGAACAGAAAUGGUGGUGUCACAUGCAGCCGUGUUUGGAGGGAGAAGAAUGUAAAGUUCUCCCAGAUAGGAAAGGCUGGAGCUGUUCCUCCGGUAAUAAAGUGAAAACAACUCGGGUAACUCAUUAACCAACGAUAAAUCAGUGACCCUCCAGGCUGAUUACAUUGAACAUAUGCAUAGAAAUUUAACUCCUGAGAUGAUCUUGAAGAAGAUUUUUAUACUGUUCAGAAGAGGCACUCCGGAGCCUAUUUCCAAGAGAUUUUAUGGCUCCUUACCAUCCUCUUCUUGAGAUCAAGACUUUUAAAAAGUGAGACAUGAACUUCUAUAUCAUAAAGACUUCAUCAGAUUGGAACUGUGCUCAACUUGUAAAGUUGCUAAGGAAAUUGGAAGUCACUGUCUGCAGAGCUGGCAGAGUUGCUAUUUUCAGGGUGACAUCAGAGACAGUCACCUUUUGGGUUCCUGGCUCCAAGCUGUGACUGCUCUGCUCUUCUUGUUUCCGAAAGCUGUUUCCAAGUGCACUGUCCUGUCAUGGAUGUGUUCCUGGGUUCUUUGUUCAUGGGCUAGUGAGACUAUUCAAGGCUUUGACAACAUUUCCAUUGCGAACUUCUCUGGCAUGGCAUAGACUGAGACAAUUUUGUUUGUAUCCUAAUCUUGGAGCUCUGAAAGCCUACUGUUUUGGCACCUUAAAGUCGAUUUUGUUAAAGGAUGGAAGUAUAUAUCCAUUGAUAAUAAUUAUUGUUGGCAAGUAAUAGUAAUCUGAAUACAUCAAUCAUAUAAGAAUGUGUAAACAAGCUGACAUGUUUUCCCAAUGCUAACAUGCUACUGCAGCUCUCUGUCAGUUAGACAGAUACUAAUUAGAACUGGAUUACCAUUUUCAUUAUAUAAUAAUUUGCACCUCUAGUAUACUCUCCCUUUCACUUUGUUUGUUUUUUGUAAAGUGAACUUAUUUUAAAUUUUUAUUUAUGUGUGUUAACUUCCCCCCUUCACGGAAAUCAUCAGCGAGGAGCAGUCAAGUUAUUAGGUAGUUUUCAGUUUAAAAUUGCCAGGGAUGCAUGUGAGUUUUUGAUUUUUUAGCUUAAAUGUUAGUCACUUAUAUUUAUUCUGGUAUUUUUUAAAGCUAUCUCUUCUUUCUAUUUAAUUUAAAAAAGACUUAUCUCUUGCUUGAUCCUAAUGACUGUUUGAAUGCUUAUAUAUUUGUUCAGUCUGUUGAUAGAAUAAAUCGUCCAUUUUCCCAGUCACAAAUUUAUAAAUAUUUGCUUACAGUUGUUCCAUUCAAACAAUUUCUUAGGCCAGUAUUUUGUUCACAUUUUCAUAGCUUUAAUAUUCGUGGCUUUUGGUUCUACACAAACGUCUUAUAAGUAUUUAAAAGCCUUAACAUUUAUGUACUUUUUUCUAAGUUCUUACAGAAUGUAUAAUUUUAUACUACAUUUAUUUUGUUUCAUUUGUGAUGUGGAGGCAAAGAAGAAUGGAAAUCACAUCCCCAUUCUGUAAUACCACUGUGUAAAUCUGUGGGUUGAAGGAAUGUUAGGGGAAGGAUCUUUAUUGUAUUGACUUUAGAGUAAUUAGAAGACUCUUCAGAAAUUAUCCUACCUAAAUUUCAUCUUCCUGGAGAAAGUGUGAAAAUACGUUAUGUCUUUAGAACUCACUGACACGGCCAGUUAGGCAUGAGUUGGUUUCUGUGAUGGAUGCUCACAUAUCCUGAAGAUCUUUGGUCUGUUUGUAAUGAUAAUCAAAGACCAUUAAUUACCCAGACUCUACAAGGAAGAACAAAUGAAAAUGUAAAAUUUGUUGAAAAUUAAUUUGUUAAGUGUACUUUUGACAUUGAACUAAGAUCUCACAAGUAUGUGAAAUAUAAUUACUUCCUGCCUCCAUUUUAAUUAUGCAUAAAACUAAUUAGAUGGCUCUGAGUGGAUUUUGCAAUGGUUCAAGACCAUGUAAUAAAAAACAAAGUAGUAACCAUUAUGCUGGGAUUUCUAUAUCAAUUAGAAUCUCAUUUAUUUCUUUGGAACAAAGUGAGGAACCAUAUUAUUUUGAAAAUUGUGAAUUUGUCCUAUAUUUGUUGGAAAUUAUAGAUUAUGCUUCUCAUUUUUUAAACUAUGUCCUUUAAAACAACACUGGAAAUUCUGUAUUAUAUACAAGUGUAAUACAUGCAUAUCAAUAGAAAAAAUAAAUGGAAUUUCAAAUAUACUAACUAGAUUAUUCCCAGUAGAUUAAUAUUGUGACUACUCAGAAAAGGUAAAUAAAAUUGGGAUAUAAAAUGAACUCUUUCAUAAGUACAAUUUGGAAAAUCUGUUUUCUUCUUUUUUUUGGAAGGAGGAAUCUUUUUAUUCACUUUUUGUUGGUUCAUAUGCACAGUACAUGAUGAUUGCAUUCAUCGUUGGGAGUUGGUACAUGUACAAAACACAUCUUAAUUAAUCUUUUAUGUCCUUCUUUACUCUCCUUCCUUCCCCUUCUUUCUGUCUGAGAAACUGUUUUCUUAUAUUUUAUUUUUAGAGUGCUUCAGUCACUAUGAAGGCAAACCUCUGAAUUCAUAGAGAAACAUAUAAAUUCUUUAGUCUUCUUUUAAUAGAGAUCCAUGGCAAAUUACACCAUUUACAUAAGGUUCCAAUAUUUGAUUUGCUUCUUUAAUGGAAAAUAAUAAAGAUAUAUUUACAUUUGUGUU